Trichosurus vulpecula (common brushtail) is the source of this 1531-nucleotide messenger RNA. RefSeq names its product chromosome 6 C11orf96 homolog (gene C6H11orf96). NCBI's taxonomy places the organism in Eukaryota, Metazoa, Chordata, Mammalia, Diprotodontia, Phalangeridae. Bases 466 to 855 code for a protein of 129 amino acids. The record is from RefSeq and is a predicted model, not a curated record. The transcript has a single exon.
UGCCAGGUGGGAGUGAGGACAUCGGCGCAGGAGCUGGAACCAACUGGCAAGGAAGCAGCAGCAGCAGCCGCAGCCGCAUUCCAGUACCAGCCCCAGCCCUAGCCCCAGGCGCAGCAUCAGCAGCAGCAGCAGCGGGAAGGUGCCCCGAGCAGCCUCUGAAUUUCCCCACGUUCCCAGCCAGAGCGAGGGCGCCUCAGUUGACCCAGCGGAACCCUAGACCGUGAGGCGGUGGCCGCGGGCGCCGUUGGCCGCCGGUGACCCCUGCAGCCCCCCGCGGGCCGCCCCUUCCCGCUCGCCCGCCGCCCCGGCAGCAGAUUGGAUCCCCCGGCCGGCGGACGUCGGGCCGCGCCCCGGGGGGAGCCGUUGGUUCCCAGCCCGCCCGGCCCGGGGGGCGUCCGUGCCUGCACGCCGCCGCCCGCCCCCGGCGCCUCCCCAGAGCCGGGUCCCGGGCCGGCCAGCAGCCCGAUGGCAGCAGCGGCGGCGGCCGCGGCAGCCAAGCCGCCGGAGCUGAUGGGCAUCUGCUCCAGCUACCAGGCGGUCAUGCCUCACUUUGUGUGCCUGGCCGACGAAUUCCCGCAGCCCGCGCGGCCCACUAAGCUGCCCCGGGGCAAGGGCAAGCUUCGGCGGCCCCGCCAGUCUCGCUUCAAGACCCAGCCGGUGACAUUCGACGAGAUCCAGGAGGUGGAGGAAGAGGGGGUGUCCCCCAUGGAGGAGGAGAAAGCCAAGAAGUCCUUCCUGCAGUCACUCGAGUGCCUGCGUCGGAGCACCCAGAACCUCAGCCUGCCGCGGGAGCAGCUCGGUAGCUGCAAGAUGCGGAACAGCCUGGACUCUAGCGACUCGGAUUCGGCUCUAUGAGACUGCACCUCCCCCCGCCCCCAUUCCGCUCCCCAGCGGCGGGCCGGCCGGCCCGGCCAAAGACUUGACUUGGCCCCAGCCCUGGGGGGCUGCCCACCGAGCCCCUGGUCUCUGCUUCUAAACCGGCCAAACUUCGAACUCAUUGCCCUUCUCCGGGCACUUACCCAGUGCCGGGACCUGGAGCGAGGCGGGGCAGCUGCCCGGGCUAGGCAGUCCAGGGGGCCAAGGGAAGGGCUCCUCUUCCCCCUCCCCUCUUUUCUUCUUUUCUUUUACUCUGCCCAGUACAAACCUUGCUGUGAACGUGCCUGGUUCUAGGAGUGGGGAGGGAGAGAGAGAGAGAGAGAGAAAGAGAGAGAGAGAGAGAGAGAGAGAGAGAGAGAGAGAGAGAGAUAUUGAGAUUGGGACAUUUUCUAGGAAAGCCGCUGUGUACUUGUCUCUGAUUGUAGGGAGCUCCAGUUUCCAUCUAUCCUCCCCUUCCCUGCCCCCCAACACACGGCACCCCAAUACUUUUCUACCAGCCCGCCGCGACAGAUGGGACUUGGGCUACCGCGAAGCUUCCGGAGUCUAUUUAUUUUUGCAUUUCAAUCGUAAACCGCAUUUAUUUAAUACUCUUUCUACCUGGAUGUGUCUGUGAGGUUUCCAGAACAGAGAAAUAAAACCAUAUAUUUGCACAGUG